Molecule: messenger RNA, 1145 nt
Organism: Uranotaenia lowii
Lineage: Eukaryota; Metazoa; Arthropoda; Insecta; Diptera; Culicidae
Product: leucine-rich repeat transmembrane neuronal protein 4-like
Exons: 2
Coding region: 95-1075 (326 amino acids)
Molecular function (GO): protein binding
Source: RefSeq, a predicted model, not a curated record
UUGAUUGCAUAUUUAAUGCACUGUUGAGUCAUCACAUCAAUCGCAACCGUUCCAAGUGUUCGAGGGUAGAAGUGAAUAAAACUAAAUCAUCUUGAUGAUUUUUCCACAGUUCAACAUGAAUCUUCUACAGAUAGUCACCUUAGUGUCAACCUUUUAUAACGUAUAUUCUUACACAUAUGAGUGCGAAAAUAAUUAUGAAGCUGAUGAGUUUUGCUUGAUUACUCUUUAUAGCUAUUAUGUUGAUCCCGAAAUAUGUAAAAUGCACUUUCCAGAGUUAGAGAGUAUCAAACUACAACAAGUGCGAUUCCUAACACCAAGGAUUUUAUUUAGAAUGACAGCAGUGAAACAGCUUGAUAUAUCACAUAGUGAAAUUGCGUUGGCUUAUCUGAAACCCGGUUUGGAGUACUUGAGAAUAUCAAGAUCCCAGCUUCAAUCAUUAAUUAUCGACCCAUAUGAACCGAAUCAACUGAUGGAGCUUUAUUUGCCGGAAAAUCAACUCGUCAGAUUGCCGAAACAUUUGAACCAGUUGAAAAACCUAACAUUUUUGGAUCUUUCGGACAACCGAUUAUCAUACCUAGAUUUGAAUGACUUUUCCGGACUUGAAAAUCUGACCACGGUAGUGAUGUAUCAAAAUAAUAUUCACGUUGUUUUUUCGAGCACCGAAGUCAAGUUGCAAUCGCUGCAGGAGCUCAACCUAUCGAAUAACGGAUUGCAAGUACUCGACAUAGCGCGACUUGAUGCACCUAUUUUAAACGAUCUAGAUUUGUCUAGCAAUAAGUUGAGCAAGGUGGAAAGUUUGGCAGAACGUUACCUUAUUCUAGCCAACAUUAAUCUUGAAAAAAAUCCAUUGGAUUGCUCUUGGGUGGAAAGUUUGUCUUCCCACAAGAAUAAAAAUAAUACUUUUGACUGCAUCCAGCCACUAGAACAGGAAGCGUUUGUAAGUGCUUUUAAACAAGAAACCGCUGCAAGAUCCUUGCUGGAAAAAACACUUCAUCAGAUAGUAAUCAAUCGCUCGGCUUUGUCUUAUGAUAUUGAAAGCAUUCUCGAUGAUUUGAUGUGUAAACUUUUUGAAUGAAAAAUAAAGCCAUUUAUUAAAAUGCAUCGUUUGUGUUUCUUAUGGAAAUAAAGUUUUUUAAUAUAAAUAA